CCUCCAGCUACAGAGCCAGAGUGGCAGGAGGAGAAAGCCGCGGCGAUUGCCUUUGGAGAGUUUCGCGGAGGAGCUGGGCGGGGGGCGGCCGAGCGGCACAAAAGGGAGAGAAGGAUUCAGUGAGAUCGGAGCCUCUUAACUCAUUUCCUGCUCUUCGCACGCUGGCAUCAGGAAUCGACAUUGUUGGGCACCUGCCAAGGCCCAUGUCUCAAUACGAAACCCCUUGACCCUGCUGCAGCUCCACCUUGCCAUCACUGAUCUGCCCUCUCUCAGCAAGUGAGCAGUGACAGAGGAAGGAACAGCAGCCUCUGCUUCCUUGCAUCCUUUCUUUGGACUUCUCUGCAGAUUGGACCCAGAAGAAGAGUCCAGUGCUGAUAGUGGCAAGGUUUGGGGAAAUUUGACAUAAUAAAUAGGGAAGAGACACUUUAUUUGGCCAACAAGUAAUGACUAAUUUCGGUAUCUGGAAGUCUUGAACUAUACAGAUCCUGAAUGGACUGUUCCUUCAGAUCUUUAAGACUUUCAAGAAUCUGGAUCAAGUGACAGAAUAAAUUUGAAUAAUCGUCCAUCAUGAAUGCAUUUAAAAAAGGUUGAAAGGAAUACAAGAAGAAGGAACAACAGUGAUUCCAGCGCUCCAGUCAACCUUCUUAAACCCACUGAUGAUGCACCUUGUUGUUUGUUUCUUGCCCAAUAGUGGUGAAAGAGAAUUCACAUACUGGGCAGCGUGGCUGCAACUGUUGUUCCCCAGCUGCUGCCUAUGAAGACCAUGGGGAAUUCAUAUGCAGGUCAACUGAAAUCUGCCCGUUUUGAAGAAGCCCUGCACAACUCGAUAGAAGCCUCUCUAAGAUGCAGUAGUGUUGUUCCUCGGCCCAUUUUCUCUCAGCUGUAUCUUGACCCUGACCAGCCUCCUAUUUCGCCGGAAGGUAACCAAGCAAACGUGAAACCAAAAGUAGAAGAGCUAGACAAAGAACUGAUGCAUCGUUACACCCAGAAUGGAAGCUUGGAUUUCUCCACUAGCCAAACUAUUAAUGAAAUAGAAGAAGAUGAGGAUGAUGAAGAUAUGUCUGAUUCCAAUAGUCCACCAAUCCCGUACGCACAAAAACCUGCCCCAGAAGGGUCUUGCACUACUGAUGGUUUUUGUCAAGCAGGCAAAGAUUUGCGGUUAGUAUCACUGUGUAUGGAACAGAUCGAUAUCCCAGCAGGAUUCCUGUUGGUAGGAGCCAAGUCUCCAAAUCUUCCUGAGCAUGUUCUAGUCUGUGCUGUUGACAAGAGGUUUUUGCCAGAUGACCAUGGAAAAAAUGCACUUUUAGGUUUUUCUGGAAACUGUAUAGGCUGCGGAGAAAGAGGAUUUCGAUAUUUCACUGAAUUUUCAAACCACAUUAACCUGAAGCUCACCACUCAGCCAAAGAAGCAGAAGCACUUAAAGUACUACCUAGUAAGAAGCUCCCAAGGUGUGCUGUCAAAGGGACCUCUCAUAUGCUGGAAAGCUACUUCAAUUGCAGAAUGUAGAAGCAGGCAAUCUUCUGCUGCUAGCCAUUCUGCUAAACCUAGUUCUUCAGCGUCUCCAUCUAUGACCCCUGAGAGUGGAACAGCUAAUGGAUACAAGCCAGUGUUCACUCAGACAGACUCCUCGGUAUUCAGUCCAGCACAAUCUUCCUCUGCUAAUUUAAGUGGAAUUCAAGAUUUGUCUCGGAAUAAGAACAUAGUGAGACCACUUGCUUUGCCAGUGCAACUUGUAGGAAACACAUUUGCAACAGCUCCCUUGUCUCUGCGUGCCACUGAUGUUGCUAGUGGAAACAACAAUGGAGGAAGGACUAAUGCAAUAAGCUCUACAAUCUCCCGACCUGUGCCUCACUCUAUGUCUCCUGGCCCUAGCAGUGCAACUGGGGAGCAAGCAUCUAUGUCCAGUUCUGGACCCCCAAAGAAACGACACCGGGGAUGGUCUCCUGGAUCACCAAUUCCUCCUCCUGGCUUAGUUGUGCCUGUUCCUGCCAUUCGACCUCUUCCAAGAGCAGAGCCUCUUUUGUCAGUCCCAGUUCCUCAAUCAAUGUUAACUGGAAUUUUACAGCCUCAGCCCAUUCCUGCAGGGGAGACUGUAAUAGUUCCUGAAAAUCUGCUGAAUAACUCAGGAGUCAGGCCAGUAAUUCUGAUAGGUUAUGGCACUUUACCCUACUUCUAUGGGAAUGUUGGAGACAUUGUAGUAAGCCCCUUGCUAGUGAAUUGCUACAAGAUUCCUCAGCUGGAAAGCAAAGAUUUGGAUCUUUUUGGAUUGACUGGGAGCCAAUUAUUAAGUGUGGAGAACAUGAUUAUUUUAACAAUACAGUAUCUCGUCCGGCUAGGUCCCGAUAAAAUACCACUCAGGGAAGAAUUUGAACAGAUUGUGCUGAAAGCUAUGCAGGAGUUUACUUUGAGAGAGCAGCCUUUACAAAUGAGUGCUCAGUGCAUCUCCUUGUCGCCACUUCAACUCCCGUGGCUUGCCAGGUUAAUUGCCAGUGUCUCCCAGGAUAUGGUGCAUGUGGUGGUUACUCAGAAUUCCCUGGCCGAAGGCAUUUCAGAAACAUUGCGAUCUCUGAGUGAAAUGAAGCACCAGCAAAGGCUGCCAGAUUAUGUUGUUGCGAUCUGCUCAUCGAAGAUCAGAGGGAACGAAUUCUGUGUAGUAGUUUUAGGUCAAUAUCAGUCUAGAGCACUAGCAGAGAGUAUGCUUACUACCAGUGAGUUUCUAAAGGAGAUAAGUUAUGAGCUCAUUACAGGAAAAGUUAGUUUUCUGGCAUCACAUUUCAAAAACACAUCUUUAGGCGAUGAACUGGACAAGUUGUUAGAGAUAAUGCAACAGAGACGAGGAGAUAAUGUUGUAAUCCCAUUCAAUGGAGAUGUUAAUGAAUGUGUGUCAUUUCAAGAAGCAGCUGCCAUGGUUUCCACCCAAGAAUUCGAUUUGGACACUGAAACCUUCCAAAUUUAUCAACCACAACUCACAAUUGCCAGAAAGCUCUUGUCACAGGUGUGCGCCAUAGCAGACAGUGGCAACCAAAGCCUGGAUCUGGGCCACUUCAGCAAAGUAGAUUUCAUUGUUAUAGUCCCUCGUUCAGAGGUGCUGGUCCAACAGACCAUUCAACGGAUUCGACAAUCAGGGGUUCUUGUAGACUUGGGCCUUGAAGAAAAUGGAGCAGCUUACCAACGAGCUGAAAAAUACGUAGUGCGGCUAGACAAUGAGAUUCAAACUAAGUUUGAUGUUUUCAUGAGGCGAGUGAAGCAGAAUCCAUACACUCUUUUUGUGCUGGUGCAUGACAACGCUCAUGUGGAUUUAACAAGUGCCAUCUCAAGUUCUCUAUCCCAUGGGGAGCCUAGUCAUGGACUUGCUGAUAGAGUGAUAAACUGCAGAGAGGUCCUUGAAGCUUUCAACCUUCUUGUCCUGCAAGUGAGUUCUUUCCCAUAUGCUCUUCAAACUCAACAGUCCAGAAUCAGCUCUGCCAAUGAGGUACACUGGAUACAGUUUGGCAACAUGGAGGAACUGAGCCAAGAUGAGAAGUUAUAUUUUGGCUUGAAUGAAUACAGCAAAUCUCUUCAGUGGGGAAUCACAAGUCCUCUUCUGAGAUGUGAUGAAACCUUUGAAAAAAUGGUGAAUACACUGUUAGAGAGGUAUCCCAGGCUGCAUAGCAUGGUGAUUCGCUGCUAUCUGCUUAUUCAGCAGUACUUGGAAGCCUUGAUGGCUCUUACCACCAUGACGUCGCUCAGAGACCACAGCACGCCUGAGACUCUCAGUAUAAUGGAUGACAUCAUCACAGCACCCGGCAAGGAUAAGAAUGGCCAGGGCCACAUGCUAGUCAUCAGGAUUCCCUCUGUGCAGCUGGCAAUGCUGGCAAAAGAGAGGCUGCAAGAAGCCCGAGAUAAACUAGGCCUACAGUAUCGUUUUGAGAUCAUCUUGGGCAAUCCGGCUUCAGAACUUAUUGUUGCCAAGCACUUUGUGAAGCGAUUAAAGGCAUGGAGAGGAAAGGAACGGGAGGAUUGGUUUCCUCACACUUACCAGGAUUUAGAAGGUCUGCCUUGUAUUGUUGUUUUAACUGGCAAGGACCCACUAGGGGAAACAUUUCCCAGGUCCUUGAAAUAUUGUGAUCUUCGACUGAUUGACUCGAGCUAUUUAACUCGCACUGCCUUAGAGCAAGAAGUGGGCUUGGCAUGCUGCUAUGUUUCAAAGGAGGCAAUCCGAGGGCCCAUUGUGGCCCUUGACCUUAGCGAGAAGGAGCAGGAGAAGGCCAGUGUUGGUGAGAAUGAUGCUGAUGAGCUGCUGAUUGACAUGGAGAGGCCCCAGAGUAACAGCAGUGCUGUGACUGGAACUUCAGGUUCUAUAGCAGAAAAUGGUGUGAGCUCCUCCAGUGCCACAGACAAGUCUCAGAAGCCACCAGGAUCCCUGAACUUCCAGAAGGUGACCAAUAGUGAUGAAGGGUUUGCUGCUGGGGAGACCUUGAAACAAGAAUGUGACUCUCUAGGCAACCAGGUAGCAAGCAGUACCACUUCUAAAUUGUCAGCAGCAUCCUCUUCUGUCAGCCAGUCAUUCCGGUGGCCUAGCCAGUCUAUGAAAGAAUUCAAGGCUUUGCAGGUGUCCUUACCCCGGACUGUGAUCUUAUCUAAAGCUGCCUACUGCCUCCUUGGCUCACAGAAAAGUGGGCAACAUCCCUUCUCUUCAUCUCUCUUGCCUCAUGCUGAUGUUUCUUGGGUGAGCUCUCUGCGGCCUUUGCUGCACAAGGACAUGACCACUGAGGAGCAGUCUUUGUACUACAGACAGUGGACAGCAGCUCGGCAACAUCAUGCAGAUUACAGUAAUCAUGGAGAAACCAGCAGCAGCAGGAACUUCUAUCCACGACGCCUACUUCUCACGGGACCUCCACAGGUGGGGAAAACUGGCUCUUACUUGCAGUUUCUACGAAUUCUCUUUCGCAUGUUGAUCAGAUUGCUAGAGGUGGAUGUGUAUGAUGAGGAAGAUAUUAAUACCACUCAUACAGAGGAUAGUGAAAUUGCCCAGCCUAGCAGUGAUCAGUGGCCAGAUGUUGAAAUCAUCAGUAAAAUGACUUUUGACCUCAGUGUGCAUGAUCCUAAAUAUUUCCUUAUGAGUCCAGUAUACACAGAGCAGCUGCAAAGAAUAAAACAAGAACCAAGCAAAGAAACUAAAGCUGAGGAACCCAGAAAACGGGAUACUGUGUCUAUGAUGUUGACAAAGUAUGCAGCUUACAAUACUUUCCAUCACUGUGAACGGUGCCAUCAGUAUAUGGACAUAAACCUUUCCGCUCCGAUGUCUGACUCCACCCUACAUUCAUUUACAUUCUCAUCCUCCAUGUUAGGAGAAGAGAUUCAGCUUCAUUUUAUAAUUCCCAAAUCCAAAGAGAGCUAUUUUGUCUUCAGCAAGCAGGGCAAGCAUUUGGAAAGCAUGCGCCUGCCUCUUGUGUCUGAUAAGAAUUUGAAUGCCGUAAAGAGUCCUAUUUUCACUCCAUCAAGUGGGCGCCAUGAGCAUGGCCUCUUGAAUCUUUAUCAUGCUAUGGAAGGCAUCAGCCACCUCCAUCUCCUUGUGGUGAAGGAAUAUGAAAUGCCACUUUACCGCAAGUAUUGGCCCAACCAUAUUAUGCUGGUUUUGCCAGGCAUGUUCAACAAUGCUGGAGUCGGUGCUGCCAGAUUCCUUAUUAAGGAGCUUUCUUACCAUAACUUAGAACUGGAGAGAAAUCGUUUGGAGGAGCUAGGAGUCAAGCGUCAGUGUGUCUGGCCGUUCAUUGUUGUCAUGGAUGACUCUUGUGUCUUAUGGAACAGUCAUGGCAUCCAGGAACAGUUCAAUCAGUCCAUGGAUCAAGGAUCAACCUGUAAAAAUGUGUCUCUUAAGAGUGUUCUGCAGCACAUUGAAGCUACACCAAAAAUUGUCCAUUAUGCAAUACUUGGCAUUCAGAAAUGGAACAGCAAGCUGAAUUCCAGAGUACCCAAAGCUCCCUUCUGCAGGUGCCACAUACAUGACUUUAUACUGCUGAAUGUAGACCUGACCCAAAAUGUGCAAUAUGAUCUAAACAGAUAUUUCUGUGAAGAUGUAGAUUUUAACCUGAGAACAAACAGCAGUGGCCUGCUUAUCUGUUGCUUUAACAACUUCAGUCUCAUGAAGAAACACAUCCAGGUUGGAGGUCAAAAGGACUUUGCUAUUAAGCCUAAAAUCAUGGUAUCAGAGAGCUCAACUCCAAUAAUGCCUCUUCAGUAUGUCUGUGCUCCAGACAGUGAGCACACACUCCUGGCAGCUCCAGCUCAGUUCCUCCUAGAGAAGUUUCUUCAACAUGGCACAUACAAGCUUUUCCCAAAGGCCAUCCAUAACUUAAAAAACCCUGUGUUAGCCAUUGACUGCUAUCUGAACAUUGGGCCUGAAGUAGCUCUUUGUUAUGUCAGUUCACGGCCACACUCUGUUAAUGUCAACUGUGAAGGGGUAUUUUUCAGUGGACUUCUCCUAUAUCUUUGUGACUCCUUUGUUGGAGCAGAUUUUCUUAAGAAGUUCAAAUUCCUGAAAGGUGCAACCCUGUGUGUCAUUUGUCAAGACAGGAGCUCAUUGCGUCAAACAAUAGUCCGUUUAGAGCUGGAAGAUGAAUGGCAGUUUCGCCUGAGAGAUGAAUUUCAGACAGCUAACAGUAGUGAUGAUAAACCACUCUAUUUUCUGACUGGACGCCAUGUAUAACUUUAAGAGGAAACAAAAUGGCAAAGAAGAGAACCUGACAAGUCUGAUGAUGUCUUUUUUCCUUUUCUUUUAAAGUACAAUCACUGUGGAGCAAAGUGCAACCAAUAUUUAUGUUCACUACUCUUAAGUAUUUCCCAAACUUCUAACCCAGACUUCAUUGAUUUCUUCUUUUGUGACUGAAAGACCAUUGAUUCAAGUUAAUUCCUCAUUGGUCACUGUUACAGAAACUAACAUAAUGGCGUACCUGUUGUGACCAGUAAUAUGAAGAAUAACAUUUUGGUGGAUGGCAAGUUCUCCUGGUCUCUUUGUACUACACUAAAGAGGGGGAAUUAAAGUGACUUUUGGCAUCUAUCAGCUUGAAUGUGUUACAUGACAUUCACACUAAGUAUAAGUAUGUGGAAUUAUUUGAAGAUAAUAUGCUGAGGAAUGCUGCCCAUUUCUCUUAUCUGUACUUUUGGUACUGUAUAACUCAGGGGUUUGAAAAGACAAAGUAACAUACAUAUGUGUGUUUAAAAGACUAACUUUUGUUCACUUUCUGUGCAGUGUUAGCUUAAGGUUUGUAAUUUUAUAUGUAUUGAAACUUUUAGCAAAAUUUCCACAAAAGUUAAAAAGUUUACUACAUAAGCCUGAACAAAUCAAUGAAUGUAAGGCAGGCAGGUAUGCACAUGCUGGUUUGUCAGACAACUGUUAUUUCACUUUUUUGGGUAUCCAUUAUUGGUAUGAAUAACUUUUUCUCCUUUGCAGUAUGACAAGCCAUAUGCAGAAACUUCUUUCUGUAAAUGGUCAUUAUUGGCAGCCGGCUUGCUUAUACAUAUUGUCUCCUCAGUAUAUUUAAACUCCACCAAAGUGAUUUCAAUCCUCAGUACUAUCAGAGAUCAUUUUGAGGUGAUUAAUGAACCUUCUAGAUUGCUUUUACACAACAAAAAUUCCUUGAAUUCUUUUUGUGGUAGGUGCCUCGCUUGCCUCCACUUUCUCUAGUUUUUGGGGUAGAGAAUGCUGUUUAUGUGCUUUUAUGGAGUGCAUUUACUAUACUAUGAAAAAUGUACAAACCAUGGAACAGUGAUAACGAGGCAUGAUGUAUUUAAUGGCUGAUGCAGGCAGAGCCACAAGCUACAAGAGCCAACAAGUCAUUUAAAGAUAACUUCCAACUGAGUUGGGACCAACAACAGGAGCCCUGUUUUUAUAAAUGUCUUAAACACACCUGGAAAAGUUGGUCAGUUUAUUUUAAAUAGGGCUCGAUCCAACUGAGCACAAAUCCAGCAUCAAACACUGGGCUCAAUAUAGCCAUGUUUCCCCAAUACGAACCCAUGGACAUAAACAGGCAGCAUGAAGGUAUAGUUCAGGGAAUGGGUGGUCAGUGAGCACUUUCUGCAUUCUAAUUAUCUUUGUGCCAUAUAAGUUAACUUUGGCCCCGAGCGUGCUUAAUGUAGACAGCAGAGAAGCAGAAUUGGUUGGGGCAUGGGAGGUGUGUACAGAUCUUGUAUCCCUGCAGGUGCCCCCUUGUACUGCCUCUGCAUGUGUUUGUUUUGGUGAAGGACAGGGCACAACAGAGCUCAAGGAGGCUCAGUGAAACUCCUUCACAUGAGGCACUAUAUGUGUGUGUGACUGGAUCAAGCCCUAUGUGUUGUGUGAAUCAAAGAGAUUAAAAUAACACUAUUUUAAUUCAUUUCAUUUUAGAAUGAACUUCUUUGCACCAGCACUCUAUGCUGUGAAAUAUGCUGAGAGUUUAAAUGGGUAUCAUACAAUCGGGUCUUCAUACCGCAGUUAACGUUUAUGGAUAGAAUUCACUUCCUUUUUCCUGCUCAGAUUUUUCUAGCUUUUCUUUCUGUUAUGCUAUGUUAAUAGUUCUUCCUUCACAAUCAUUCUUAAAUUUUUCUUGUCUUUAAAAUUUUGAUAUAUGCAGCCUGUUUCAUAAGCUAGUGAGAAUUUCAUUCAGUGCAUUGCAUUUAUUACGAUCUGAACACAAACUGUAUACCUGCAACUCGAUUAAGCACCUGCCAAACUGCAUUUAGAACAAAAGUGUUAAUCGUGCAACUUUUUUACCUUGUGAAAGAGCUGUUUACAAAUAAUGAAAAGCAUAAUAUAUUGAUUGAAGUUGAAAAGGAAAGUAAUGGGUUUCAUACCUAUUCAUUUUAUUAUAGCUUUAUGUAAAUGUAGCAUAUUUCAAAUGAACAGCUGUUUACUAUAGUGUAGGUUGAGAUUUUUUUGUACCCAUACAAAAUCUGCCUUAUACUUAAUGAAUUCCUUAAUUUUUAUUUGGUAGAAACUUAUUAAGAAUUGCAAUUAGGAACUACAAGGCUGGUGUAUUCACUGUGUAGCCUAUAUGUUGCAUGUAGAAUACUGGCAUUCUAGGGAUAAUUUGGGCUUUGUUUCGUUGGCUGAACUUAAUACCUGCAUAAUGUGCAUUUAAUUUGUGAAAGUUUCCAAAAAGUUUCCAUUUUAUUGCAAACUUUGCAGAUACAAAGUUUUCAAAAAUCUUAUUCUUGUAUAUAUGAUGUUUGCACUAAGUUCUUAAAAUUCCAUGUGCUAAGAUUUAUUAGACCCUUGGUAAAGAGGUACAAAAUAUGAGUAGGUUGAGAACUUGGAGGCUAAGGGUCUUUUCACACAAUCAGGGUUUUUUGGCCAUAUUUGUAGCAGACACACCUUCUCAGAAGGGAGAGUUUGUGUUUCUAAGAACAAUUGCUGAGCAAGUGCUAUAUUCUGUACCUAGAAAAAUGUAGGAUCUCCUUGGUAGCACAUUCUUAUCCUUACUCUGUACACCACUUUAUGAACAUGGUUUGUAAUACGUUUUGCUAAAAAUGAUUGCAUGAAGCUCUUGCACUCACCUGCUACCCAGCUUGCACAAUUUUUGUUCAGGGUUUUUACUAGUGCACUCCAUUGACCAACUUGUGCAGAAAUAUUUUUAAUCAUGGUUGGAAGCACAGAAGCUCAAUUAUUCUAUUAUUAUUAUUAUCAAUUUAAUUUUGAGGAAUGCUUUGUGUGGAAAGCUGCUUGAAUGCAUGUGCCUUCUGUAUUGGACAAGAACAAUUGAUUAUUCAAAACAUAAAGGCAAAGGAAGAAGAGAUUUGACUAUUAUCUGAAACAUGUUGUUAGUAAAUGUAUUCACAAACCCAUGUGCUAUAAUAAUACAAGCUCUUGAUAUGCUUUAUGGGACAGGAGAUCAGAAAAAGAUACAAAAUACUACAAUUUAAUAAUAUGGUUAUAAGCUUUGCCAGCAAGGCAAUGACAUGAAUGUAUUAAAUAGGCCAGCAUUAUUUUACCUUUAGGCUUGUCAAAUAUAAGUAGUUGACAGGUCACUGGUUAAUACUGAAUGUAAUCUGUAAUUAAAAAACAAAUCACUCAUAUCUGUAAUUUAUGCAGUUGCUUUGUGUUAUCUCUGAAAAGGGUUUAAAUAUUUCUUUCUUAGGACUGCUUCACACUUGACCAAUUUCCUACAAUAGUAUUUUUUCUUUCAAGGGGAAAGAAGUAUGCAAACAGUAACUCAAUAGAGUGAUAGUCACAUACAUGUCUGAUUUGUCACAAGCACAAUUGGCUGUAGUUUCCCAGAGCGUGCGUGCGUGCGUGUGUGUAUAUAUAUAUGUAUAUAUAUAUAUAUACACACACACACAUACACAAACCAACAAAUCUGUGUGCGUCCAUAAUAUAUAUUGCUCUGCACAUUGUCUAUCUGCGUUUUCCCUGCAUAGGGAUAAUCUCUCUGUGUAAGAAGUUAAUCAGGUUUUGAAGCAGUCCUUGAUGUAAAAUUUUCUUAACCAAAAUCUGGUGAAUUUAGCUUCACUAGUCAGUCUACCUCACAUUUUAUUGUUUGAACUGAAGUUGUCUGCAAAUGUGGCUAUAGUAUGUUUAUGUUCUUUCAUUAAAUUCAAUUAAUGUUAUCACAUUA
This is a messenger RNA of Rhineura floridana, 10571 nucleotides long. It is a transcript of the gene GREB1L, whose product is annotated as GREB1 like retinoic acid receptor coactivator. Gene Ontology annotation, biological process: kidney development; multicellular organism development. The record is from RefSeq and is a predicted model, not a curated record. The transcript is spliced from 37 exons. Lineage: Eukaryota; Metazoa; Chordata; Lepidosauria; Squamata; Rhineuridae. Bases 755 to 6688 code for a protein of 1977 amino acids.